Molecule: messenger RNA, 7231 nt
Organism: Sphaeramia orbicularis (orbiculate cardinalfish)
Lineage: Eukaryota; Metazoa; Chordata; Actinopteri; Kurtiformes; Apogonidae
Gene: macf1b
Product: microtubule actin crosslinking factor 1b
Exons: 40
Coding region: 355-6723 (2122 amino acids)
Biological process (GO): intermediate filament cytoskeleton organization; wound healing
Cellular component (GO): intermediate filament; membrane; cytoplasm
Molecular function (GO): structural molecule activity; calcium ion binding; microtubule binding
Source: RefSeq, a predicted model, not a curated record
CGGAAAAGCAUGAGUUAUCAGGGCAUGUGUGAGUGUUUAGAAAGUGUGUUUGCAUGUGAACAUGUGUGAGUGAGUGGACGUGACAGAGUGUGAGCAACUGCGAGUAUGAGUGUGUUUGUGGAGAGGCUUGGGUUCGGAUGUUGGAGCUCGGAGGCUGUUCCAAAGGAUGCUCAAACAAAGCUGGAUUUCUCUUCUUUCUCUCCUGUUCUGAAUGGCGACCGAGGACUUUGCUGAAUUCCUUUACUCAUGAGGUCGGGCUCGGCGCCGCUUCGGGGUAGCUGAAGGAGCUUCUGCAUGCAUGGCCACAGGGCCUUACCUCACCUGUUACCUCACUAGCCUCUGGGCUGAAGGAUUAUGGGUAACCUCAUCAGCCGGCCCAGCUGCCUGGGUCAGAAGUCCAAGCAUGUGAGGUCAGACGAGAACUUCCUGAAGGAGUGUUACCAGCGUCGGAGGGAGUGGCAGCCGGUGGAGCAGCAUGGGGAGGCCAAACAGGAGGAGGCUCUGAAAGACAAACCCAAGGAGGAUGCAAUCAAGGAGACAGAGGAGGAGAACGAAAAGGAGGCGCAGGAGGUCGAACGUAAGAGGGAGGACGGGACUCAUACUCCUGUUUCAGACAAACUGCUGCGUAGCUCCCCCGCCUCCACCAUCAGAAGCACCAGUACUCUGGACAACGCCUGGCACAGCACACCGUCACCCAUAAAAACAUCCCGUAAUGGGACGUUAACGAGGAUAACCGUCCCUCCGGAGUUCACCAGGUCCCCCCUCACCCACCUGGACAAGACAGCCGCCGAGAGGAGGGCCAGCUUCCAGAGGAGGGACUCCAGGGAGGGCAGCCCCUGGUCCUGGAAGACCGUGGCCUCGCGGGAGGUGACGGAGGUGACGGAAGUGACCGAGACCAUCGUGACUGAGAUCGUGGAAGUCACCGAGUAUCCGUCAGGGGAUAAAGGAGGCGACCCGGUGGUGACCAGGACCGUUAGAGUCCUGAAUGGAGUCGCUGAGGAGCUCGCUGAGCUCCAAAGCAAUGGACACUCAAGCUCAGACCAGGAUUCCAGUCUGGAUCGAUGGAGAGGAACGAGAUCCGCCUUGGCUCUGAAAGAUGCAUCUACAGAUUCUACUGAAACUUUCCUCCAAAACCUGGAGACUCUGCUCACAUGGGUCUGUGAAAUAGAGGAGCUCACAGCCAAUCAGAAGCCCCCAUCUUCAGAGGUCAAAGUGGUGAAGGCUCAGCUCCAAGAACAGAAGCUCCUUCUGCGCCUCCUAACAGACCGCCGUCGCAGUAUGGACGCCAUGAUGCUGGAGGGUCCUCGGCUGGUGGAGGCCCAUCCAGGACAGGAGGGGGAGCAGGUGAAGGCCAGGCUCUGCACCCUCGAAUGCAAGUGGAGGACGUUACAGCUGGAGGCAGAGCAGAGGAGAGCGAGGCUGGAGCUGAUUCGUCCCAGGGCGGAGGUCUUCCAGGACGGGGUGGAUGACCUGCAGCAGUGGCUCAUAUCUGUGGAGCAGGUUCUGGCCCAGUUACGCAACGCAGAGAGGGUGAUGCUGCAUCUGCAGGAGGCCACGGAACGGGCCAAGGCUGUUGUUGAGGAGAUUCAAGUUAAAACUGCUGUUCUGGGGAAAAUUCAGCAGGCGAGUCAAGAUUUGAUAGAAGCUAUUUCAGAGGACGAGGCCCAGCAGGUGCAGGAGAAAGUGGACGCCCUGCGGAUCCGCUGUUCGGUGCUGAGCCUGAGCAGCCUGGAUGUCCUGCAGAGGCUGGAGCAGGCCCUGGAGGCCUCCAGCAGAUGCACCUCCAGCCAGGAGGACCUCCACCUGUGGCUGGGACGCAUCGAGAGGGAGCUCCUGGGGGCGGGGCCUCUGGGGGCGGGGCCUCAGAGCCACGCAGGAGGAGACGCACUUCUGUGUGCGGCCGAGAGACAGAGGCUGGAACAGGCCGUGGUGAAGGAGAUGUCCUGGUUCAAGGAGACAGCGCUGAGUCUGGAGAAGCUGAAAACCAUCGAUUUGGACCCAGACGUGAUAUCAGAGCAGCUGUAUGAGCAGAAGAUUUUAGCCGUGGAGAUUCUCCAACACCGAUUCAACAUUGAGAAGAUGGUGAAAAUCGCAGAGAUCCUGCAGACGUACAGCGACGAAGGAGACACUUCAGACCUACUGACGCCGAUGGAGCUCCUUCAGGAACAGUGCAACACCACCUCUGCCACCAACUCCCAUGUGGUUCUGCAGCUGGAACAUGCCCACUCCCUCCUCCUCCAGUUCUCAGAGGGUCUGUCGGAGGUUUCACCCUGGCUCCAGGAAACUCAGAGCCUGGUCGGCCAACUGUCCCUGAGCACCAUCAGCUACGAAGCCUUCAGGGAACAGCAGGACCUGUUACAGGGUCUGAGGGAGUCCAUUGCUGAACACAGACCUCUCAUCACUCGUCUGUGUUCGUUGGCCAAACGUUUGUCAGAACUGAACCCGGUUCAAGGAGACCAGUUCUGUCAGAAGGCUUCGGAGGCCGAGGAGAAACACCGAGGGAUCAGAGACCGGGUCCGAGAGAGCGCCGGUCUGUUGGAGGAGUCUUUACCAAGAUUCACACAGCUGAAUGAGAGGAUGACCCUGAUCCGGGAGAGUCUGGAUCGGCUGAAAGGUCGCCUUCAGACCCCGACCCCCCUUCAGGGUCUGACCCCCCGGAUCCAGGAGCAGCUGCAGGACAAUAAACUGACCCUGUCGGAGCUGUCGAAGCUGGAGCUGGGCCUCGGCAGCGUCAGGGCUCAAGCAGACGAACUGGUGGCAAACACAAGGGCAGCGGGAGACGGAUCCAUCGGAACAGCCAUCCAGGAGCGAGUGUCCAGUCUGUCUGGGCUCUGGGAGGAGACUCAGACCCAGGCCCAGCAGAGGGAAACCUGGCUCUUUAAACUCCUGGACCUGGCCAUGAAGUUCUGGAGUGACGUCAGUGAUGUCACAGCGGCACUAAACGACGCUCAGCAGGCGGUUCUGGACCUGAACGCCUGUCGAAGCGACUCUGAAACCAUCAGGCAGAGUCUGGAGAGCAUGCAGACUCUGAGGGACGACAUCGACGGCUUACAGGCGGAUCUGGACACGCUGGGGAUUCUGGGAAUGGACCUGAUGUCAGCCUGUGGAGACACCGACAAACCAGACGUCACCAAGAGCCUGGACGAACUCUACUCCACCUGGAACAACCUGAGCAAACUGUGGACUGAAUGUCACAAAAAGCUGGAGGAGUCCCUGCAGAUGGCGCUGCAUUACCAAGACACCAUGCAGGGUCUUUUCGAGUGGCUCAAAUCAGCAGAACUGAGGUCAACUGAAGAGUUCAUGGUUGGAUCUGACCUGGAAUCAGUCAAAGAGCAGCUGUGUGAUCUGAAGGAGUUUAAGCGAGAACUUUACCAGAAGAAAAUCGAGAUCGAGAGUCUGAACCACCGCUUCGUGUGUCGUCUUUCUCCGGGUUCUGAACGUCCGGGUUCGGUUUCUCCGUUGUGUGAUUUCAGACAGAGAUGGGACGGUUUGGAGUCGGAGACGGUCAGCAGACAGCAUCAGUUGGAGUGUGCUCUUCUGGGUCUGGGUCAGUUCCAGAACUCUCUGGAUGAGCUGAACACGUGGCUGUCCCGGACCGCCGAACAGCUGCAGGGGGGCCAGCCAAUCAGCAUCGACCUGCAGGCCUGUGAGAUAGAACUAGCCAAACACAAGGUUUUGCGUAAUGAUGUCAUGUCCCACAUUCGGACCAUUGAGUCCCUGAACCGGGCUGGCAGGGACCUGCUGGAGACCGGGUCCGGAGACAGUCCUCAUGGUCUCCAGUCCCGUCUGGAGCAGCUCAAUGAAAGCUGGGAGUUCGUUCGCUGUGAGACUGAACGCAGACAGUUGGAGUUGGAGAACAGACUGAGUCAGGUCCAGGAUGUGACCAUGGAGAUCCAGGAUCUCCUGCAGUGGUUGGAGAACACAGACCUGAGGCUGUCCUCCUGUAAAACCAUGUGGGGGAUGCCCGACUCAGCCACCGAGAGGCUCAGCGCACAUCUGGAGUUGUGUAAUGAGAUGGAGUCGAAGCUCCACACCUACACAGACGUGAAGAACGCCGUCCACCGGAUGCUGGAGAGCAGCGACGUGGUCCGCGGGUCGAGUACAGAACACAGUCUGUCUAUUCUGGAGCAGAAAUGGGCAUCAGUUUACAACAAAGUCCAGGACAGAAAGGCGAAGCUCACCGAAGGACUGGGUUUGGCCAAAGAGUUCCACAGCAGCGUCCAGGACCUUCUGACCCGGAUGUCCAGGUGUGAGGAGUCCAUCGGCCUCCUGCCGGCACCCAGCUUCGUUCUGGACACAGUCUGCACUCAGCUGCAGGAUCACAGAACUCUGGUGAAUGAGGUGAACAGUUACUGUGAGAAGAAAACCACAGUGGAGAACACGGGCUGCAGACUGACGGAGCUGAGCCGGAAGGAGGACUGCGAUGUCAUCCACAACCUGGUCAUGACCGUCCAGGAUCGGUACAAGAAGCUGCAGCAGCGUACGUCAGAGCGAGGCAGGAUGUUGGAGGAGGUGAAGAAGAACGCCAGACAGUUUAAUGAAUCCUGGCGUUUACUGGUCGACUGGAUGACCGAGGUGGAACAAACCUUGGACACUCAUAAGGAGAUCGCUGUGACUCAUGAGGAGAUUAAACAGCAGCUGACGGAGCAGAAGGAGUUCCAGAAACUGCUGAGGACGAAGAGGCCGAUGUACGAGGCCACGUUGAAGAACGGUCGUAGCCUCCACGAAAGAGCAGCGAGUGUCCACGACCGGCAGCAUCUGGAAAACCUGCUGGCGGAGCUCAAAGACACAUGGGAUACGAUCAGUGGGAAGUCCAUGGAGAGGCAGCAUAAGUUGGAGGAAGCGCUGCUGUUUUCCGGCAGAUUCACGGACGCCCUCCAAGCCCUGAACGACUGGUUGUACAGGGCGGAGCCUCAGCUCGCAGAGGACGUCCCAGUGGGCGGAGACAAAGACAUGGUCAACAACCUGAUUGAUAAACACAAGGCGUUCCAGAAGGAGCUGGGGAAGCGAGCUGGGUGCAUCCGGACCCUGAAACGCUCGGUUCGGGAUCUGACCCGGAGCAGCACGGCUGACGCUCAUUGGCUGCAGGAGCAGAUGGACGAACUGGAGGGACGAUGGGAGGCCGUGUGCAAACUGUCCGUCAGCAAACAGGACCGGCUGGAGGCGGCGCUUCAGCAGGCAGAGAAGUUUGACGGCCUCGUCCACGCCUUCAUGGAACGACUGACGGAGGCCGAGAGGAUCCUGAAAUAUGGAAUCGUACCCGAGGACGAGGACGGGCUGAGAGCCUUCAGCAAACAACACAAGGAGUCGAUGGACGCCCUGGAGGCUCAUGCGAUGGAGCUCCAGAACAUCCACUGUCUGGGGGAGGAGAUCCUGGCGUCGUGUCACCCCGACUCCAUCAUCACCCUGAAGUCUUGGAUCAGCGUCACCAAGACCCGCUACGAGGAGGUCCAGACGUGGGCCCAGCAGCAGGGCCAGAAGAUCCAGUCCAGCUUGGCAGCUCUGGAGGCUGAGAAGGAGGAGGUCCAGAGGCUCCUGGACUGGAUCGGAUCAGCAGAGGAGGCUCUGAACCUGAGAGAACAAGAACCUCUGCCCGACAACACCGAGCAGAACCAGGAACUCAUCGACCAGCACCAAGUUUUCACCGAGGAGUUGAAUAAAAAGUUCCCAGAGGUUGAACAAGCUACGAAAUCCUGCAAACACAAGAGCAUUUCAAAGCAGCAAGUGUCUCCAAGUAAAAGGCCUGUCACAAAGCGAAGGAGUGCGAUGAAGCUGCAGCCCCCCGCCCCGGUUCCCCUGGACCACCUGGACCCCCAGACCCCCCAGCUCAGUCAGCUGAUCAGUCAGUGGCAGAAACUGUGGCUCCUGACAGUCGCAAGACAAACCCGCCUGGACCAACACCACAAGAUGCUCAGAGAGAUGGAGGAGUUCGCCAACUUCGACUUCAACAUCUGGAGGAAGCGUUACAUGCUGUGGAUCAGUCACCUCAAGUCUCGGAUCUUAGACGUUUUCCGCAGCAUCGACCGCGACCAGGACGGACGCAUCAGCAGGAAGGAGUUCAUCGAUUAUGUCCUCGCCUCCAAGUUUCCAACCAACUCCCUGGAGAUGAACGCUGUCGCCAACAUCUUCGACAUGAACAGCGACGGAUUCAUCGACUACUAUGAGUUUGUGAGCGCGCUCCAUCCGAGCCGAGACCCCUACAGGAAGACCCUGGACGCAGAUCAGAUCAACGAGGAGGUGAGUCGACAGGUGUCCCAGUGUAACUGUCCAAAGAGGUUCCAGGUGGAGCAGAUCAGCGCCAACAGAUACAGGUUUGGAGAUUCCCAGCAGCUCCGGAUGGUUCGAAUCCUUCGCAGUACGUUGAUGGUCAGAGUUGGAGGAGGCUGGACGGCUCUAGACGAGUUUCUGGUGAAGAACGAUCCCUGCAGAGUAAAAGGUCGGACCAACCUGAAGAUCAAGGAGAAGUACUUAUCUCCAUCAGGAAGUUCAUCUAAGGGUUUGACGGUGAGCAGGUCCAACUCCAGUCUGAGCCUGUACAGCAGCGCCUCAGCCCCCACCAGCCCCAUGACCCGCAAGGCGUUACUCAGACGGAGUUACUCAGGUGAUCGCUGCCUCCGCCCCAGAAGCUCCAUCGCUGCUUUGGGUUCGGAUCUCCAGUUCGUCACAACAGGAGACGACAACUCCCCAUCGCCAUCAGAUGAAGCUGAACGCUUGCCCACAUGACGACCUCCGCCCUGGACGCCACGUACGCUGCCGUCCUGAACCCAAACACAGCCUGGAGGGCCCUGAAGCAGAGAUAAGAGCCGACGUGAACAGAUAGAACGGCUGAAAGCGAGGCAUGGGCUGCAUCUGAACGGCAGGCGGCGGACUGGCCUGACCUCCAGCCGAGGCCACGGGACCAGACGCCCAAGGACGUUUAGCUUUGACAAACUGUGUGAAUGUGAUUCUUCUGUAAGGAGGUCAGUUCAGAUGCAAGACAAACACGUUUUUAUCUCCUGUUCCGUGUCAUACGGCUGUAGGUGUAGGAGCUAAGACGCUGCAUGGUUUCCUUUUGCAUGAUCCCAAGAUUUUAACCCUGAACAGAUUUUUUAUUCCACUGUGGUUGUAAUGAUGAGAGUGGUGAGACUGAGACCGACUGCCAUUAACCCAUAAAGACCCAAACAUCCACCACCGACCAGAACCAUCUACUGGUACUGAUCUAAUCUGUUUAAUACCUGCUGAUCCACUAAUC